UCGGAAGGCCUACGAAAUCCCUAAAACCUCCCCAUCUUCUUCUCCCUCCCAUCGCGAUCUCCGAGAUCCCAUCAAUGGCGGCGAGGCCGACGCUCUCCCGCUUCCCCAUCGACGCGGAUACCCAGGAAUCGUGCGGCCUCCCGUGGGGCGUCACCCUGACGCCAUUCUCGUCGGUGGACGAGCAAGGCGUCGCGCCGGCGUACGGCUCCGACGGGCAUCUCCUCCCCCGCUGCGAGAACUGCUGGGCCUACUUCAACACCUAUUGCGAGCUCGAGCAGUGGGCCUGGACCUGCGCCCUCUGCGGCUCCCUCAACUACCUUACCAUGCAGGUCAUCGAGCGCUACUCCCAGUCCGAAGCCUGUGCCGAGAUGUGCUCCUCCUUCAUCGAUCUCGAGCUACCAGUGGAAGGAUAUCGGGAAGAGUCUCGGCCUGUUUAUGUCGCAGCAGUGGAUCUGGCUUGUUCUGAAGAGUUUUUAGAGCUUGUCAAAAGUGCUCUUCUAGCAGCUCUUGAAGCUCUUGGGCCAGGGUCAUUGUUUGGGCUUGUUACAUUCAGCCAUAAGAUUGGGUUAUAUGAUGUUCAAGGUCCUGUACCUCUUGUGAAAAAUGUUUUUGUUCCACCUGAUUUGGACAGUGGAUUGCCUGUUGGCCUUGAAGAUGUGAUGCCAUUGCUUUCAUUUUUGGCUCCUGUGGACACUUGCAAGGAUCGCAUCGCUGCAGCUCUUGAGACACUAAGGCCUACAACUUCUUGGGAGAGAACCACAGGUGCAGAGCAAGGGCUCGAUGGUAUAUUGUUAGGUGGCCGUGGCUUUGGAUCAGCCAUGGUUGCUCUUAUUGACUACCUCAGUUCAGAAUAUGGGCAUACCUUUGCACUGGCUAGGGUGUUUGCCUUUUUGUCUGGUCCUCCUGAUUAUGGAGCUGGACAGUUAGACACGAGGCGGUACGGGGAACAGUAUGCUAGCAGAGGGGAGGAUGCAGACCGUGCAUUGCUACCUGAGCAGACACCAUUCUAUAAAGAUUUGGCUGCUGGUGCUGUUCAAGCAGGUGUCUGUGUGGACAUUUUUGCUAUUACAAAUGAAUACACAGACUUGGCUUCUCUUAAAUUUCUGAGUAUUGAGAGUGGUGGUUCUCUGUUUCUUUAUGCGAAUACGGAUGAUUCCACACUUCCACAGGACAUGUACCGAAUGUUGAGUCGCCCAUAUGCAUUUGGCUGUAUAUUGCGAUUGAGAACAUCUUCUGAGUUCAAACCUUGUCAUUCUUAUGGUCAUUUCUUCCCAGAUCCUCAGUAUGAAAAUGUUCAACAUAUCAUUUGCUGUGAUUCUUUUGCAACAUAUGCUUAUGACUUCGAGUUUUCAGAUUCUGAUGGUUUUUCCAGGCACACAGAACGUCCUGUUCUACAGAUUGCAUUUCAAUAUACUGUUAUUGUUCCUUAUGAGGUGACAUCAGAUACUGGCUCAAAUUCUUCUACAAGGUUUUGUCUUAAAAGACGAUUAAGAAUAAGGACACUGCAGUAUGGAACGACUGGAAAUAUCAACGAACUUUAUGACAAUGUCGAUUCUGAAGCUGUUUUGUCUAUCCUUGUUCACAAGGUUAUUCUAGCUUCCUUGGAGGAAGGAGUCAGGGAAGGCAGAAUGUUGCUCCAUGAUUGGCUAGUCAUUCUUACAGCCCAGUAUAACAAUGCAUAUAAAAUUGCUCAUAAUGAUAAUGGAAGUUCAAUUUCUCGUGUUGAUGUAGCCUUCUCUCAGUGCCCACAAUUGCAGCCCUUACCCCGACUUGUCUUUGCUUUAUUAAGGAACCCUCUUCUCCGGUUUCAUGAAGAAGGUGUUCACCCAGAUUACCGGAUAUACCUUCAGUGCCUUUGCAGCGCACUGGAUCCUUCUUCCCUCCACCGGGCUAUAUAUCCUGUGCUGACUUCAUAUGCUACACCAGACAAACAAGCAUAUCCACGCCAUUCAUUAAGUCGUGCUGCUCUCAUUACCAGUGGAAGUCCGAUAUUCUUUCUCGAUGCCUUCACAAAUCUCAUUGUAUAUUAUUCUUCAACAGCUGAUCCUUCACUUCCCUUUCCUCCUCCACAUGAUUGUCUUCUGCGAACAACAAUCAAUAAAUUAAAGCAAGAGAGGAGUAUCACACCAAAGCUUACAUUUAUUCGUGGAGGGCAGGAUGAUGCCACAUUAUUUGAGAACUAUCUCAUUGAGGAGCAGGACGUUGAUGGCACUGGUAUUAGCAGCGUCACAGGUUUUGUUUCCUUCCUUGAGGAGAUCGCCCGGGAUGUAGCAGAAUAUCUCAAAUAAAAAUAUAAAGGUAACUGAAAGUUUCCGAUCUUGGCAUCUACAUAGAUAAAUGCAGGUAUCGAUGAAGAGUUACUGAGGUCUGCGUAUGAAAACUACACAUACGUGCAGGACUGAAAUAGCCAAGGAUGUUUUUUGUGCCGUUGGUUUUUCCCAUUGCUGAAGUAGCAGAAAGAACGUUUAUUGUCGACAUUUUGUAUUCAAGUUGCUAUUUAUGAGAAUGAUUUAGGCUAUAUCCCAGUUCGAUUGGUGUAUAUGCUGAAACAAAGAGCUCCUCUCUCCAAAACCUGUAAAAGCUGCUUGAUGAAAGGUAAGAUUUGAAUGCACAUUGAUGCUUGAAUGAUCAAGAACUAUUUAUUCACUGAUGGAGCGGGAGGAAGCUAUUCACUCUUCAUCCAAAAGCCUGGAUUGCAUGAGCUCGCGUAGCAGUUCUGGGUGCUUAUACUUCCAUCGGACUCUCCCCGUGGUGCAAAUCUCAACAUAAUUUUUGAAAUCGAGUCAAAUGACUUUUUAGCAGUUGCACGGAGCUUCUUUCAGCUGGCAUAACGCUUAUGUGCGCCUAUCAAAAACUCUGAAGAGUUAUAUACUAUUUGCAUGGGAUCUUCACCAA
Molecule: messenger RNA, 2895 nt
Organism: Phoenix dactylifera (date palm)
Lineage: Eukaryota; Viridiplantae; Streptophyta; Magnoliopsida; Arecales; Arecaceae
Source: RefSeq, a predicted model, not a curated record